AUGUUGAGCCCAUCACAAAAGGUUCCUCGGUUACUAUGGGCAAAGGUACUUAAAGUCGAGGCAGAAUCUAUUGACCCUGACGAAAAUUUCUUUAGCAUUGGCGGUGACAGCAUUCUUGCUAUGCGCCUGAUCGCUGCCGGUCUCGAAGAGAGCAUCCGGCUGCCCGUCUUGACGAUUAUGAGAUUUCCUGACGUCUCCGACUUGGAAGCUCCCAACAUAAGCCAGAGCAGCAAAGCCAAUUAUUCAUCCAGCGACAUUAAUUCCAUUGAUGCUUUGGUAUGCCCCCAACCUCCAAAUAUGCGCAAUGAAUUUCCUGCAACGAGCUUCCAGGAGGCAGUGCUGUCUUUUAACACGGCAGCUUCUCGAGGUUUCCUCAAUUAUUUCGUCCUGAGCCUUGACUCUCGACUUGACAGCACCCGUCUUGAGACAGCCUGUCGUUCUCUGUUGAUGCAACACCCGGUUCUACGGUCAUCUUUCUUUCAUACAGAAAAUCGCCUUCUCCAAAAUAUUCGUCCGCUUGAAGCGGUACAACUACAGAAGCACGAUAUCGGUCCCAGAGAAGCAUCUGAACCGGUGAUGACAAUGGACGCUGAUAUCGCUAAUUUGAUCGAAAAUGGCCGAAGGACGCCGCUGGCAUGA
Molecule: messenger RNA, 639 nt
Organism: Colletotrichum truncatum
Lineage: Eukaryota; Fungi; Ascomycota; Sordariomycetes; Glomerellales; Glomerellaceae
Source: RefSeq, a predicted model, not a curated record